UAUAGCAGUGUUCUCAAACAUAAUAAAUUUUUACUUCAAGAAAAAUACUGAUUUCCCAAAUGAGAGAAAUAUUAUUGUCACAGCUUUAUGUAGACUUGAGACUUAAGACCUAAGAUUUCUUUCAUAGUUGAAGGAUGUGGAAGACAUUGUUAUUGCCAAGAUGGACGCUACAGCUAAUGAUGUGCCUCCACCUUACCAAGUACAAGGUUUUCCAACACUUUACUUCUCACCAAAGAAAAGUAAGGAUACGCCAAAGAAAUAUAACGGCGGAAGGGAUGUGGAUUCUUUCAUAGAAUACCUCAAGCGUGAAGCAACGAACACAUUUGAAGUUCCCGCCGAGGAGAAGAAGAAGAAGAAAAAGAAGACCAAGAAAGACAAAGAUGAAUUAUAAAGUACCAUAACAAUGUUUUUGUAAAACUAGAUUUAACAAAUUUAGGUCUAAACUGCUUUGUUAUUCGAAAUGGGCCUCUCUUUUUAAAUAACAGAGAUUUGUCACCAGAACAGACUUCGAACUAGGAGUUCCCACUGCUCCUUUCGGCUCACUCUAGUCUAGUUCUGGCUCUCUCACUCUCUCUGUCAAGCAACGUGACGCUCUCGGAGAGAGGAACGCGCGUGUAGCGUUGCGUGACAGAGUGCCAGAAUUGGACCACGCUCAACCCCAUAAAAUAAAGAUUUAAAGCUGUGGUAAAUUUGUUAUCGCCUAAAUUAAUACUGCCUAAAUGUGAGUUAUCACAGAGUUUUUCGCUUGGGGUUCAAGGUGCAAGAAGAGUUUUUGGGAAUAUUUUCGGUGGAAUAAUUAAAUCAACUCUUUUGAAGAA
Messenger RNA from Orbicella faveolata, 818 nucleotides. RefSeq names its product protein disulfide-isomerase A3-like. Gene Ontology annotation, cellular component: endoplasmic reticulum. Lineage: Eukaryota; Metazoa; Cnidaria; Anthozoa; Scleractinia; Merulinidae. Gene Ontology annotation, molecular function: protein disulfide isomerase activity. Gene Ontology annotation, biological process: response to endoplasmic reticulum stress; protein folding. The record is from RefSeq and is a predicted model, not a curated record.